AGAUGCGAGCUGAUAUUAGUGAUAUUUGAAGGGAUACUUUCAGAAUUCAGACGAAUCUUCGAAAUGUACGUUGCUUGUCUUUGAUGAAACUCAGAUUGUGCGAAGUAUACCUACUUCUGAACAGAAUGGGUAGGGUAAAGUAGAGAAGGGUUUAUCUGGUUUAUCUUUAUCAUCUUGUUAUUCAUUUCAUUUGUGCAUUGAACAAGCAUCAAGUAAACACACGUGUUUAUUGUACCUGGAGUCCUGGAGGCUGAAGUUUUAGGCUAUCCUAACGUAAAAUUAUCGAAAUGGCCGCAUUUUAUCGUAAAGCAUUGAAAACAAUUUAUGAAAACCUGCCCGAGGACAUGAUAUUUCAAGAUAUUCAUCCCAUCAGUAUCAUGAAACUGCUAGUUCAUUUUGCGUUGGUCACGGAUCUCAAAGCUAAACUCAAACAAGGUGAUACGGAAACCGAGAAAAUUCCUCACAAUUGGUAUCAAUCUGAUGGCCGGGGAGGUUUAGAGUAUACACGAAAUGGACGGAUCUAUCGUGUGUAUAUCCUUGAUUUUAGUUCGUCUGAUCAUGACGAACGUAAUGACGAUCUCACCAUUAUGAUUCGUCAUUUGGAAGCAGAAGAUCAUGGAACAAUUUCCAUGAACAACGACUUACCAGGCAAUUGUUCAGAGGAGCGAGCUCGUAUCGAUGAAGAACGGAUUAAAGAUAUAAUUGCCGAAUACGUGACUGCGCUGCGCGACUACAUGGAGAAUAUUGAGUCUGGAAAUUUUACACCCAGAGAGCAGUUCCCUCCUAUUAACGACCAGUUGGAGUGAUCUUAUACUUUCAGUUAGAAUUCAGACGAAUCUUCGAAAUGUACGUUGCCUGUCGUUGAUGAAACCCAGAUUGUGCGAAGUGCGAAGUAUACCUACUUCUGAACUGGAUGGGUAGGGUAGAGAAGGGUUUAUCUUUAUCAUCUUGUUAUUGUGCAUUGAACAAGCAUCAAGCAAACACACGUGUUUAUUGUACCUGGAAUCCUGGAGGCUGAAGUUUUAGGCUAUCUUAACGUAAAAUUAUCGAAUCAGAAAUGGCCGCAUUUUAUCGCAAAGCAUUAAAAACGAUGUAUGAAAACCUGCCAGAGGACAUGAUAUUUCAAGAUAUUCAUCGCAUGAGCAUCAUGAAACUGCUGGUUCAUUUUGCGUUGGUCACGGAUCUCAAAGCUAAACGCAAACAAGGUGAUACGGAAACCGAGAAAAUUCCUGACAAUUGGUAUCGACCUGAUGACCGGGUAGGUUUGGACCAUGCGUAUAUACGAAACGGACGGAUCUAUCAUGUGUACAUCCUUGAUCUUUCGUCUGAUCGUGACGAGCCGGAGCGUAAUGGCGAUCUCCCCAUUAUGAUCCAUCAUAGGGAAGCACAAGGUACUGGAACAAUUUCCAUAUUCACCGACUUACCAGGCAAUUGUUCAGAAGAGCGAGCUCGUAUUGAUGAAGAACGGAUCAAAGAUGUUAUUUCCGAAAUAGUAACUGGGCUGCGCGACUACAUGGAGAAUAUUGAGUCUGGAAAUUUUACACCCGCAAUACCGUUCCCUCCUAAUAACGAUCAGUUGCAGUGAUCUUAUACUUUCAGAUGUCUAUCUUCAUAAAUCAACAAUUAUUUGUAAAUUGAUGUCUUUCUUCUUCGAAAUGAACCAUAUUUCGAUAAUAAAAUUCAUACAUUCUGUACAA
Messenger RNA from Planococcus citri (citrus mealybug), 1697 nucleotides. RefSeq lists its product as uncharacterized. The transcript has 8 exons. NCBI's taxonomy places the organism in Eukaryota, Metazoa, Arthropoda, Insecta, Hemiptera, Pseudococcidae. Bases 1058 to 1585 code for a protein of 175 amino acids. The record is from RefSeq and is a predicted model, not a curated record.